Molecule: messenger RNA, 797 nt
Organism: Quercus robur (English oak)
Lineage: Eukaryota; Viridiplantae; Streptophyta; Magnoliopsida; Fagales; Fagaceae
Product: dirigent protein 22-like
Exons: 1
Coding region: 133-684 (183 amino acids)
Source: RefSeq, a predicted model, not a curated record
GAAUGCAAUAUUGCUAUUUCAUAUGCCACAAAUCAUUUAAAAUGCUUAUGUCAUUGUCACUUUUUAUUUUAGCACCCCAUAAAUAAUCUUCUCUACCAAUGAACAGCAUAGUGGAAAAUUAACUAUUACAAUAUGACUUCUGUUCUCACUUUCUUCUCCUUCUAUCUCAUGCUCUUCUCAACUUCCUUCACCAUCAUUAAUGGGGUAUUCUCUGAACAAUCCCCCAUGGUCAUAUUAACAAAACACACGGAGAAACUGACCCGCCUCCACUUCUAUUUCCAUGACACCCUUGAUGGAACAAACCCAACUGCUAUUAGAAUCGCUGGACCAGCAAACAGGUCAUUUAGCACUACUUUUAUGACAGAUGAUCCAUUGACUGAAGGGCCAGAGGCUAGUUCAAAGCUUGUGGGAAGAGCUCAGGGAAUAUAUGCAUUUGCUUCUCAACAUGACUCUGCCUUGCUUAUGGUGAUGAAUUUCGCUUUCUUGGAAGGUAAGUAUAAUGGGAGUGCCCUUAGCAUUCUUGGGCGUAAUCCUUUUCUCAAUAAGGUCAGGGAAAUGCCAAUCGUUGGAGGCAAUGGAGUUUUCCGAUAUGCUCGGGGCUAUGCCUUGGCAAAGACAGUUUCGUUCACUCCAAAAACCGGAGAUGCUGUGGUUGAAUACAAUGUGUCUGUCUUGCACUUCUGAGAGUUCCAAGUUCUUCAGUAUUACGUGUUCCAAAUCAGUCAUGUUUGUAGCAGUGUUUCUACUAUUGGAUAGUAGUGUAAUUUUUCUAAUAAUAGAAUAAGGCUAUUGGGGUA